CAUUUUCCUUUUUUUGAAAAUGGCGGACAUGCAAAACCAGUUUCUUGAAGUUUUAGCGAGUCUUUUAAGCACAGACAACGACUAUCGCACAAAAGCUGAGGAAGUAUAUGAAAAAACAGAAGUCGGUACACGAUUAACACUUCUUCUUCAAAUAAUCUCCGACGAAAACUGUACUAUAGACAUAAGAUGUCUUGCAGCCGUAUUAAUGCGCAGAAUUUAUGCAUCAGAAUGGGAAGAAAUUUCGAAAUUGAACCCAGAACUGCUUGAAAACGUUCGAAGCAAGAUUUUGGAAUCAUCCCUAAAUGUAGCAGAUGAUUUAGUGAGAAAAAAAUUAUGUGACCUUAUUGCAGAAGUGGCUAGAAACACCGUUGAAGUGGAAGAGGAUAAUGACAAACAUGGCUGGCCCGACGUAUUGCAAUUUAUAAUUAAUUGUAGUAAUGCAGAAAAUAGCAAUUUAAAAGAAAUGGCUAUGAUAAUUUUAUCCUACGUUCCAUCAAUAUUUGGUGUUUUGCAACACGAAAAUGUUGAUAUGAUUAAGAGAAUGAUUAUGCAGUCUUUGGUUGUGGAUAAUUAUGCAGUAAAAGUUUCAGCUGCGAAAGCACUUUGUCAAUUUUUGAUUGCGAAUGAUGACGAUGAAAACAUCAUUAAUUCCUGGAGAAACCUUACCCUAGACCCCCUAUUAAAUGUUUUGAGUGAAAAUAUUGCCAAAGAUGAAGACUUGAAUAUUCUGAAAAGUGUUGUUGAAGUAGCUGAUGCUUGUCCUAAGUAUUUUAGACCUCGCUUUCAGCAACUUAUUGGAGCUAGUAUUAAUCUUCUUUCUGAUAACGAUAAAACUUCGACUGUCAAACACUUGGCUUUAGAAUUGAUUGUUACUAUGUCAGAAUCUGCUGCUGCAUCCAUGAGAAAGCUGUGCGGUGAUAGUAUUCCACCUCUUGUUCAAAAAUUACUUUCUGAAAUGACUGAAAUUGAACAUGAAGACGAAGAAUGGAAUGUUGCCGAUGAAGUCGAAGAUGAAGAGAGCGAUGCUACCGUUGCGGAAACUUCUCUAGAUAGACUUUGUGUCGCUUUAGGGGCCCGAACAAUGGCUCCAACUGUUAUGGCGGGAAUUAAAGAACUCCUGAGUAAGGAAGACUCCUGGCAGGCAAGACACGCUGGUUUAAUGGCUCUUUCAGCCUGUGGCGAAGGAUGUAAGGCAUAUUUCGAGUCCGGCUUAACAGAUUUAAUUUCGGCUGUCUUACCCUUCUUACACGAUAAUCACCCAAGAGUCAGAUAUGCCGCUUGCAAUGCUGUUGGGCAAAUGUGCUCCGAUUUUGGUCCCACUUUGCAAAAAUCCUGUCAUCAAAUCAUUAUGCCAGCCUUACUCAAUCUACUGUCCCAAGAAAGUAUACCCAAAGUUCAGAGUCAUGCUGCAGCGGCUCUUAUAAAUUAUUGCGACGAUGCACCUAGGAUAACUGUUGUUCCAUAUUUAGAACCUAUCCUUCAGACUUUGAAUAGCAUUCUCGUUAACUGCUCCCAAAACGUUUAUGCUCCAGGUUCUAAGAUGGUCUUAGAACAAAUCGUUAUGACAUUGGCCAGCGCAGCAGAAAGCGCAGAGGAAAAGUUUAUACCUUACUAUGACCAAUUCGUUCCUGGUUUGCUCCAAAUCAUUGAACAGACAGGAGGUAAAAAGGAAAAUACGUCCGAGGCUGAUUUUCGAUUGUUAAGAGGGAAAACUAUUGAAUGCGUUUCUUACAUAGGAUUAGCAGUAGGGAGGGAAAAAUUUCAGGCUGAUGCUGAGACAGUUAUGCAAUUACUAUUAAUUUCCAAUCAAACUCAGAUUCUAGAAGAUGAUGAUCCUCAGCUCCCUUAUUUGAUCGGAGCAUGGGCAAGAAUGGCUAAAAUUAUAGGGGGUCAUGCUUUCGCGAAGUACCUUCCUUUAGUUAUGCCACCAGUCUUGAAGACAGCUGCUCUCAAACCUGAAGUAGCUCUGCUUGACCAAGAUGAAUUGGAUCAAUAUGAGACACAAGAGGAUUGGCAAGUUGUCAACAUGGGAGAACAACAGAAGUUGGCAAUAAAAACUGCAGGAAUGGAGGACAAGGCUAAUGCCUUCCAAAUGUUGGUUUCAUACUUGAAAGAAUUGGGUGGUCAAUUAGGAACUUACCUUGAAGAAAUUGUAAAAUUAAUAGUUGGCCAUCUUAGAUUUUACUUUCAUGAAGUAGUUCGAAUGUACGCUGCUGAAGCGCUGCCACUAUUAUUAGAUUGUGCUAAAGACGUCAAAGGAGAGGAAGCUAUGAUGGAAAUGUGGAGAUAUCUGUGCCCAGAGAUUCUUAAAACUGUUGAAUCAGAACCAGAGACAGAUGUAAAAUGCGAGUUUUUUCAUUCUCUUGCUCAGUGUAUUGAAAAAUGUGGCAAAAACUGCCUUAAUCAAGAACAGACAGAAUCUCUUUGUACUAUACUAUGUAGUGAAUUAGACAACCACAUGAAAAAUGCUUUGGAAAUAGAAGCAAAACGAGCGUCAAAAACUGAGGACUAUGAUCCAGAGGUAGAAGAAGAUUUACUUAGAGAGGCAGAAGAGGGAAUUCACAUGCUUGAACAGCUAAGUAAUAUAUUCCACUCUUACGUCGGAACUCAAAGGGAAGAUUCUCUUGCUUUCAUUGAACAAGUCGUACCCAGGAUCGAUCGACUUUUGAAUGGUGGUAGCACUGGUAAAUCCUGGACUGAUAGACAAUGGGGUAUUUGUAUGGUUGAUGAUAUUAUAGAACACAGUGGAGAGCUCUCCCUUCGCUACAGAAGUAUGUUUUUGGAAAGAUUAUUGAACGGUUUAGGAGAUGAGAGACCAGAGAUUCGACAAGCUGCUGCUUAUGGUGUUGGAAUAAUGGCUUCAAGUGCUGCCCUGCAUUACCAAGAUGUUUGUAUUCAAGUUCUUCCUACUCUUGCCGGUUUGAUACAGGCUCCGAAAGCAAGAGAUGUUGAAAAUAACCUUGCAACAGAUAACAUUCUUUCUGCCUUGACGAAAAUAAUGAAAACAUUUGGAGAACAGAUACAAAUUGAUCAAUUUUUACCUGUCUGGUUACAAGGACUACCUGUUCAGGAAGAUGAAGAAGAAGCUGUUCAUAUUUAUGAAUAUCUUUGUGAAGCACAUUCAAAAAUUUUCACUUCACCUGAAGCAAUGGCACAUUGUUUAUCAGCAAUAGGCCACUCUUUCUAUGUUAAACUACUGAGUAGUGAAGAAUCAGAAGGGACACGGAAGAAGCUUUUACAACUCGUUCAUUUUCUGCAGUCAAAUAAUACAGAUAUCUUUAAUAGCUGUAUGGAACGGGUUGAAGUAGCUCACAAAACCGCACUUUUGGAGGCUUUGGCUUCGGUUUCUUCACAAUAGAGAAGAUAAUAGUGUUUAUUAUUGCUUUGUAUUAUUCAUGGACAUAAGUUAAUUUGUGAUUCAGCAAU
Dimorphilus gyrociliatus is the source of this 3426-nucleotide messenger RNA. The record is from the annotation of a GenBank genome assembly. NCBI's taxonomy places the organism in Eukaryota, Metazoa, Annelida, Polychaeta, Dinophilidae.